AUGGCGUCCGACAGUGAUAGCGACCAGGAUUUUGUUACUUUUGGAACCCCGUUAGAACCGCUGGAAGAAGGUAACAUACGUUUCUACUUUGUAUAUGCCAUUAAUGCAGCCAUUUAAUAGUUAUUGUGAGGGAAAGAAUGGUCAAAGUGGUCUCCACGAGUUGCUGGUAUCGCCUCCAUGUCUCUGUUAAAGCUAGCUAGUUAGCCAUGUUAGCACGGUCUCGUUUAGCCCAACAGACAGGGUUCGUCCGUUGUCGUGUUUCCAGUUGAUCACUUGUAAGUACAGUAAUCAUAACAGUAAAACACCCCGUCUCAAACUAAGACCUUAUUCAUCCAUUCGUUAGACGAGUUCUAAUCGCUUGCCACGCUGACACGUCUGUACCCUGCAGUUUAGCGACACUUUCCCCCACGUCGGUAGGGACAGUAUAUCCGUCAUCUGUAGACUGUUCCUAUUAUUUGGGCAUAAUUUACAUUAACGAGCAGUGCACAAUAAUGUCUUGAAUUCGGUUUUUAAAUACUACUCCGGACGACUCGCUCUCCGUAACCAAUGUGAGUAAAACAUUUAAACGUGUUAACAUUCACAAGGCCAGACGGAUUACCAGGACGCGGUCAGAGCAUGCGCUGACAUUUUCAAGCUCUCCCUUAACCCAGUUUGUAAUACCAACAUGUUUCAAGCAGACCACCAUAGUCCCUGUGCCCAAGAACACCAAGGUAACCUGUCUAAAUGACUAUCGCCCCGUAGCACUCACAUCUGCAGCCAUUAAAUGCUUUGAAAGGCUGGUCAUUGCAACACCAUCAUCCCAGACACCCUGGACCCACUCCAAUUCACAUACCGCCCCAACAGAUCCACCGAUGACUCAAUCUCUAUUGCCCUUUCCCACUUGGACAAAAGGAACACCUACGUGAGAAUGCUGUUCAUUGACUGCAGCUCAGCGUUCAACACCAUAGUGCCCUCCAAACUCAUCACUAAGCUAAGGACCCUGGGAUUGAACACCUCCCUCUGCAACUGGAUCCUGGACUUCCUGAUGGGACGCCCCCAGGUGGUGAGGGUAGACAACAAGACAUCAGCGUGGUCCUCUGUAGCUCAGCUGGUAGAGCACGGCGCUUGUAACGCCAAGGUAGUGGGUUCGAUCCCCGGGACCACCCGUACACACAAAAAAAAAUUUAUGCACACAUGACUGUAAGUCGCUUUGGAUAAAAGCGUCUGCUAAAUGGCUUAUUAUUAUUAUUAUUAUUAUCUGCCACGCUGACCUUCAACACGGGGGCCCCUCAGGGGUGUGUGCUUAGUCCCCUCCUGUACUCCCUGUUCACUCAUGACUGCGUAGCCACACAUGACUGCUGGAGCCAAACCCUAUUGGAGAAGCAUCCAACUAUAGAUGAUGUGCGCUGAUGCCGCCUGGUCUGCGACUCUCAAAGCACAUGCGCGUUCGUGUCAGAUGGUAUUUCUGCGUCGUCAGAUGGUAUUUCUGCGUCUCAGAUGGUAUUUCUGCGUGUCAGAUGGUAUUUCUGCGUGUCAGACGGUAUUUCUGCGUGUCAGACGGUAUUUCUGCGUGUCAGAUGGUAUUUCUGCGUGUCAGAUGGUAUUUCUGCGUGUCAGAUGGUAUUUCUGCGUGUCAGAUGGUGUUUCUGCGUGUCAGAUGGUAUUUCUGCGUGUCAGAUGGUAUUUCUGCGUGUCAGAUGGUAUUUCUGCGUGUCAGAUGGUAUUUCUGCGUGUCAGAUGGUAUUUCUGCAUCUCAGAUGGUAUUUCUGCGUUUGUUCAGAUGGUAUUCUGCGUGUCAGAUGGUAUUUCUGCGUGUCAGAUGGUAUUUCUGCAUCUCAGAUGGUAUUUUCUGCGUGUCAGAUGGUAUUUCUGCAUGUCAGAUGGUAUUUUCUGCAUUCAGAUGGUAUUUCUGCGUUUGUCAGAUGGUAUUUCUGCGUGUCAGAUGGUCUUUCUGCGUGUCCAGAUGGGUAUUUCUGAGUUGUCAAGAUGGUGUUUCUGCGUGUCCAGAUUGGGUUGUUUUGCUGCGUGUCAGAUGGUAUUUCUGCGUGUCCAGAUGGUAUUUCUGCGGUGUCAGAAGGUGUUUCUGCGUGUCAGAUGGUAUGUGCGCGCGCGCAACCUGUAGACUUUUGUUGGUCGCUUGUAUCGCGUGAGUCACUAGCUCUGGUCCAGGGCGUCAGCGUGCUAGGAACAAAUCAGCUCACUAGCUCUGGUCCAGGGCGUCAGCGUGCUAGGAACAAAUCAGCUCACUAGCUCUGGUCCAGGGCGUCAGCGUGCUAGGAACAAAUCAGCUCACUAGCUCUGGUCCAGGGCGUCAGCGUGCUAGGCGAAUAUCAGUCGGCUCUGGUCCAGGGUGUUAUGUUAACCACUGUUGCUUGUGCAGCUAACUAUCUAGCUACUACACACUAGCUAGUACAACACUAGCUAGCUACUACACACUAGCUAGUACUUAGCUUCUAAUUCUAAAUGUAAUUUCACCAACCUGGCACCAUUCAUCCUGUGUAACCUGAUAUGUCUCCCUAUUGGCUGGGUCUGGUCUGCUUAGUUCAUUGGCUGUACAUGAACCAGAACAAAUGAGGGAGUGGGAUGUCUCACUUCCACUUCCGUCUCUGGCGAGAACACAUCAUCCAUGUAGGGUAGCGUCUGAAAACUGGAUUUAAUACUUUCUUGUAAACUUCUCGGUAAUGUAAGUGAUGCAGAAUUAAUAAGAACCAUCUAAUGAUUAUGGAUAUACCUUCCGACAUGGGAAAAUGCCACUAAGCAAACAGGUAGCUCGUCGACCUAUUUGGGCAAUAAUUUCUCUUUCUGGUCGACCUGGUUCUGGUCUACAGAAAUCAGAGAUAGUGUCUUGUAGUUUUGAUGUCACUUCUUUGUCUAGUGCUUCUAAAAAAGGGCAUUUCCUAACCAGUAGCAAGUGUUACUCUACAAUAUCAUUGCUGCUGAUGUUUUGAUCACCUGUGUAGAUGAGCCUCUGAGGAAACCUAUCCCGGUGCACGAGCAGACCGUGAAGGAUGAGAAGGGUCGCUACCAGAGGUUCCAUGGAGCCUUCACCGGAGGAUUCUCUGCUGGGUACUUCAACACCGUGGGCACCAAAGAAGGUUGGUCAUGCUGUGGCAAAGGAGUGGAACUCUCACACACUAUCUCUCUCUCUCUCUCUCUCUCUCUCACUCACUCACUCACUCACUCACUCACUCACUCACUCACUCACUCAGACAGAGAGUAGCAUGUAGGCCUAUUAAUGUGAUCAUGUGACGUUUAACCGGCUUCUUUCUAGGGCUGGGAGUUCAUACCAUGUUAUCACUAUACUGAGGGACCUCACCAUACCAUAUUAUCACCAUACUGAGGGACCUCACCAUACCAUAUUAUCACCAUACUGAGGGACCUCACCAUACCAUAUUAUCACCAUACUGAGGGACCUCACCAUACCAUAUUAUCACCAUACUGAGGGACCUCACCAUAUUAUCACCAUACUGAGGGACCUCACCAUACCAUAUUAUCACCAUACUGAGGGACCUCACCAUACCAUAUUAUCACCAUACUGAGGGACCUCACCAUACCAUAUUAUCACCAUACUGAGGGACCUCACCAUACCAUAUUAUCACCAUACUGAGGGACCUCACCAUACCAUAUUAUCACCAUACUGAGGGACCUCACCAUACCAUAUUAUCACCAUACUGAGGGACCUCACCAUAUUAUCACCAUACUGAGGGACCUCACCAUACCAUAUUAUCACCAUACUAGACUGGACUUUGGACUAGUGCUAGCUAACGCUACCUACCUUUUUGAUGUAGAUUUUAAUUUUUUUACAAAUGUAUAAUUGGAGUAAAAUAUCGAUAUAAUAUAUUCAUCCCAAAAAAUAUUGCUAUAUGUAACUGUAUGAAUCACUGCUUGAUUCCCAUUGCAGGGUGGACACCAUCAACAUUUGUAUCAUCCAGGCAGCAGAAAGCAGGCAGACAGAACGCCAGGCCGGAGGACUUCAUGGAUGAGGAGGUAGCCCUGCAAAACAUCCUCAUAUUAUCUCAUCAACAACAGGACUGAUCACGCUAACUAUUUCCCUUUCAUGUCAUGGAUGAGGAGGUCCCUAGAAUCUGAAAGGGAACACAUUAUAUAUUCUAGAGACCACAGCGUGGAUGAGGAGGUACCUGGAAUCUGAAAGGGAACACAUUAUAUAUUCUAGAGACCACAGCGUGGAUGAGGAGUCCCUAGAAUCUGAAAAAGAACACAUUAUAUAUUCUAGAGACCACAGCGUGGAUGAGGAGGUCCCUAGAAUCUGAAAGGGAACACAUUAUAUAUUCUAGAGACCACAGCGUGGAUGAGGACGUCCCUAGAAUCUGAAAAAGAACACAUUAUAUAUUCUAGAGACCACAGCGUGGAUGAGGAGGUCCCUAGAAUCUGAAAGGGAACACAUUAUAUAUUCUAGAGACCACAGCGUGGAUGAGGAGGUCCCUAGAAUCUGAAAGGGAACACAUUAUAUAUUCUAGAGACCACAGCGUGGAUGAGGACGUCCCUAGAAUCUGAAAGAGAAUACAUUAUAUAUUCAAGAGACCACAGCGUGGAUGAGGACGUCCCUAGAAUCUGAAAGGGAACACAUUAUAUAUUCUAGAGACCACAGCGUGGAUGAGGAGGUACCUGGAAUCUGAAAGGGAACACAUUAUAUAUUCUAGAGACCACAACGAGUGGCGCAGUGGUCUAAGGCACUGCAUCGCAGUGCUAGCUGUGCCACUAGAGAUCCUGGUUCGAAUCCAGGCUCUGCUGUAGCCGGCCGCAACCGGGAGACCAAUGGGGCGGCGCACAAUUGGCCCAGCGUCGUCCAGGGUAGGGGAGGGAAUGGCCGGCAGGGAGAUAGCUCAGUUGGUAGAGCAUGGCGUUUGCAACGCCAGGGUUGUGGGUUCGAUUCCCAUGGGGGGCCAGUAUGAAAAAAGAAAAAGAAAAAAAAGAAUAAUGUAAGUCGCUCUGGAUAAGAGCGUCUGCUAAAUGACGUAAAUGUAAAGAAGAACAUUCUCAGGACAGCAACCAUUUCCCUCCUGGACCAACAUGAUUGUACAACAUGGGAUGUAACACGUGUUUUUAUCUCCUCAGGACCUGGGUGAGCACGGCAUCGCCCCCAGACAGAUCAUCACUACGGCUGACUUUGCCUCAGGCAGGAAGGAUCUGAUCGGGGACAAGGCCAGAGCCAUCACCUCUCUUUCAGCCCCUAUCCCCGGGGACACUGUCCUGGAAGACCUGGUGGCUCCGGCUAGGUAACUGAACAGACUUGAUGUGGUCACUCUGGGCCCCGUAUGUAUCAAGUGUCUUAACGGUAGGAGUGGUUUUCUAGAAUCAGGUCCUCUCUGUCCAUGGGAAUGAUUCAUUAUGAUCUCAAUUGGCCUAACUGAUCCCAGAUCAGCGGUACUACUCUUGAGACUCGUUGACACAGCCCCUGGUAUUCAACUAGCUAAAUGUAGUUGCGGUUUGCCUCAUAUUGCUGCUAGGCUGACUGACCUUGUUUACACCUGGCAGGUCCUCCAUGGGGGUGGAGCUACUGAGGAGGAUGGGCUGGAAGGAUGGCCAGGGGGUUGGGCCAAGGGUGAAGAGGAGACUGUGCAAGCAGGAAGCAGGUGGGUUGCACUUGCCAGCGACUUUUCAAAGCAGCCAUGUUGUAGCCUAAUAUGUGUUAUAGUACAGACGGACUCUACUCUCACAAAGGAGGAUUUUACUUGUGAAUAAAAUCAUUCUAAAAUGGUUCUUUCUCUAUUCCAGAUCCUGCAACAAGGGUGUUGGGCUCUGCCGUGCCUCCCAACGGUUCAUCAGAAUCACGGGUAGCCGUUCCUCAGAAUAUUCAUAUUGUCUCGCAUCUCGUCACCUGCUCUUAAAACUAGAGUCCAGCUCUACAUUAAGAACGUUUAAUGUUAGGUGGAUGGCUGUGUAAAACAUAUCUUCAUGAGAGGGCCAUGAACAGUACCUGCUAAUGCCCUAUUCUGUUAGAAAGCUCGUAUUUAUUUGAUUAAUUAUUUAUCUAUGAUUUGUAUGGACUUUUUGCACUAGUAUGCGCUGCUAUAGUAAAUAGUAUGAAAACACUACAUCCUAGAUUUCAUUUUCAAAUGUAAUUUGCUAUGAACAACGUAGAAGGUUUCAGAUGCAUUAUUAAUGUUGUAACUGUCUAUAUAACUAGCGGUCAGGGAAAAGCCGACUGAUUUCCCGGUGCACUGCUUUAAUUCGUUGCUGUCUCUUCCCCUGUGAACGUAACACAGAGUUGGCUGGCGACUCUACGGAUUCAUCAGUCUCAGCUUUAAUCUAAUAUAAAGUUUUGUCCCUCAGUGAUUUCACAUGUUUUUUUUACCUUUCCAUUCGAUAUGAAUGGACGUGUGUUGUAGAACAAAGGGAACUACUUCCUAUCGCUGCAGUAGGCUCUCAGCUUAGCAGCGAUAUUAGUGUUAAGGCGGGACCCCCCCGAGCCUCCAAUGGCUGUGGAUAUGUCACCCGAGGCCAACUGAAUUGAAGCAGGGAAGCGGGGGGGCUGUCAGCCAGAACAAUCACGAAGCGAAUUGGCCUUACAGAACUUUAUUUAUAAGCUAAUUACCUUGAUAUACCUUGAUAAAACAAUCAAAUUAUAACGAAUGUCCCCUAAAUAGGCGACUUAACAUUUACCCCCUACCCAUCAUUGCAAAGAUAAAUGUGAUUGAUUGAUCCAUUCCCUACUGUUAAACCGCAGGACGACGAGGAUGAUGAGUUCGUCCCUGAGAAUUUGACCUUCGCUCCUAAAGACGUGACCCCUAUAGACUUCACCCCUAAAGUGGACCAUCCAUGGUCUGGGGUACCGGGGUCUGAAACCCCCUGGCGGCCCUCAGGGGAGGUCCCGGGGCGGGAAACAUCAACCUGUUCACCAUGGACUCAGACCAGGACCACCAACCUGUUUGGAGAGGACAAGAAGGGACGAGACGCAGGGGAGGAGUGGCAGGACAGGUAG
Coregonus sp. 'balchen' is the source of this 6922-nucleotide messenger RNA. The record is from the annotation of a GenBank genome assembly. NCBI's taxonomy places the organism in Eukaryota, Metazoa, Chordata, Actinopteri, Salmoniformes, Salmonidae.